AGAAACACGGACUGCACUUCACUAGUUCCGCAAAGGAAAAACAGCCGAUGCAGUCCUCCCCUCCAGCCAAUAUCGAUCAGUGGUGAAAGCGUGUGGCUGUAAUGUAACUCGACAGACUCCACCAGGAACAACCGGAGUGACCGCACUUCAAUGGCUGACCAGAGCUGGGCGUGGAUGUGUUGAUAGCCCGGUAGCUAGCUCACCUGUUAGUGUCGGAGGCUGGUGAUGGAGAACAUCGAGGAGCCUUCUCCCCUCCGGAUCACCCCUACCGUCCGGGCGCUGAGCUCCGCACUGCGGGGGAAGCGUGAAAAUGUGCCCGAGUCCAGCCGGAGAGACGGCGACCGGAUCUUCCCCGAGCCGGAGAAGCUGUGGUUCAAGGAGAGCAGCUCGAAAAACCUUCGGAACAGGGACUUUCUGUCGCCCACCACGAUGCUCAACACGCUGUAUGCGGACGGACAGGUCCCUCCGCCAGUGAUGUCCAGGGUCCUGUCCCUUCGUGGCAGUGGGGUUCUCCCUGUGGCUGGUGGGGAGGUGAUUGGUGAAGGGCUGAGGGUGAGGGUGGACCGGCCCGCAGCCUUUAAGGCUGUUCUGGCAGGUGGAGCCACAGAGUACCUGAAGCCCUCCAGUCAGAGGCAGAGCUGUGUGGUGCUCAACUGCCCCGCGCUGCACCCUAAACCCAACACACCCGCUCCUGAUACACUGACUCUAGGCCAGCUGAGGACUGUUCUACUGGCUGACCACAUGGGGGCGCUGCUGAGAGGACAAGGAUUUGCAGUGUCCUAUUGCCCAACGCUUCCCCAAGACAGCGACAUCAGCACCUUUCUGCAAGCUCUGGGAAUCGAUUGGCCGACAGCCCCAGCCAGCUGGACCAAUGAGGAGCGGGAGGAGAAGAUCCAGGAGGCCCUGGAGAACUGCCCGUACAAAGAGAGGGAAACGGAGAGAGGCAGGAGGACCAGCGGUGGCGGGGGAAGGAAGGCAGAGGAGGGGGAGAAUGAGGGAGCGCUCAGGGUCAACCUGAAAAGAGUGUUCCAGGAGGUGGGGCUGCUGGGAUACGACCCCAGCCUUGGUACCUGCACAGUACAAAGGGACAGUGUUGCACACCUGGCACAACUGGACCUAGCCACAGCCGACUGCACAGUAGCCAUGGCAACAGCGUUGCAUGUGACUUCCUGUCAGGAUGAGUUCCGCCAGCAGCAGAUAGCAAUGCUGUGGAGAGCCAGUGGAGCGACGCACACGCAGAGGCAUCUGGUGUGUGGGCCUGUGAAGACUCCUGGUUCUCACCUCACUGCUGCACAGUAUCUGCAGCUGAGAAGAGAACAGAUGAAGGAGGCCUCAGAGAUGAAGUAUGGGGAUCAAGUAGAAGGUCAGACGUGGGAUGACAUCAUCAGGGUCAUGACUUCUGCCACAGUCAGAUUUGAGCUGCUGUCUACAGUCCACACUAGUCCUGUGACGCUGGAUGUCCAGAGGGAAGGGGGCGUGUCCACCAAAGGGCCGAGAGGAGGCGUGUUUGUGAUGUACAACUGUGCCAGACUUCACACUCUGUUUGACAGCUACGAGAGAGGAGUGGAGAAGGGUCUGUACCCAGAAAUCCCUGAAGGCUCCCAGCUAGACUUCUCUUCUCUGAAAGAGGAGGGCGAGUGGCUGCUCCUCUUCAAUUACCUCAUCCCAUUCUCCGAGCUGCUGGACCAAUCGGGACAAGUGCUAGAUGGGGAAGGGGGAGGGGCCAGAGUCAAUAUAAAGACUGAACAGAUCUGUAAAUUUCUCGUGUCUCUCAGUAAAGACUUCAGCUCGUACUACAACAGAGUCCACGUGCUGGGGGAGCCAUUGCCUCAUCUCUUCAACCAGAUGUUUUGUCGCCUGUAUCUGUUGAGAGCCUUGAGAGAGCUCUACCACAGCGCUCUGGACACCCUCAACCUCCCCCCCAUCAGGCAACUAUAGCCUCGAUAGAAUUCACUCCGGCCAUCAGUGUUAGCCCUACCUCCCCACCCAUCACACACACACACACACACACACACACACACACACACACACACACACACACACACACACACACACACACACACACACACACACACGCUUGUAGCUUCAUCAUAUGAACACAUUUCUUGGAUAUUAAUGUGUCCAUGUGACACAUUGUUAGCUUCCCCUGUUUUUGGCGUUGUUACAGCCAGUGAUGAGAUACUGUUUCACCUGCUCACUAUGUAGCUUCUACAGCUCAAUGUGAAUGAUUUCCUGUAGCUGAACAUACUGUAAUACAACAUUACUCAUCAAUCCUGUAAUGUGACAAUGGUGAUGGUUAGUUUACCUUGAUGUGGUCGGACUGGAUUUGUUGGAAACUGUGCACAGAAUUUAUAUUUUUGGAAAUCCUCCUAUUUGCUUUCUUAUCAAGAGUUAGAUGAGAAGGUCGAUCAAAUUCUUAUAUAGUUCCCUGGGGAACACAAUCUGCUCGCUAGCUCCUCUAAAACUCAAACAUUAUCACAAUAUAUCUUGGAUAUAUAAUAUAAACAAAAACCAAAGUGUGAAAAGAAUAAUCUGAUAUGGGGCAUUACCUGUUGGACUAUUUCUUAUCUUGGGCCAGCUAACAUGCUGCCAGAGGAGGCUCCCAAAAAGUUACUGAUCCCUGCCAGGAAAUAGUCUGACACAUACUGUAAACCUGCAAAGUAUCAUUUUACCCUGUUGUUGUACAGGGAGAACAAACAAUCAGUUAAUGAAGGUUUGUUCCGUUGAAGCUUUCAAUUAUAAAUUCUACUCUCGUCAUUUGACCAUUUUGUGCAUUUUUAUGCCCUUUAACCCAACAACCCACAAAACUUUCUAUUUUGGUGCCGUAAUCCCAACAUUACUCUUGUGUCCCACCUGAACUGUAGUUAAACUUGUUCAUCUUUUUAAAUGGCCUUAUUAUAAUCUUGGUACCCCCUGACCCUUGUGUGGUCUGGACCUUCUGAGUUUUCAGUUUUGUCCGAACCAAAAUAAUAAUGUCCAACCAAAAGAGGUGGUCUCUGUCCUGAUGAAAAUAACCGUAGUUCGUUGGUUUGGGAGUGAAAAACAUAUUUUUGGACAGUGUAGACUUUUUGACCAAUUGCAAGAAGGAAAUUGGCUGGUAAUACCAUAAUGAUAGUUCAUUCAUUUUCUUCAUUCAAACAGAAAAACUACUGUCCACCUAAUUGACACACGAUAUGACGACAGGAAGUGUAUAUGUCACUCAAAAAUCUUUUGUCCGCUCCCUGAAUCACAAUUUGAUUUAAAAAAAAAAAACCUAACCGGAUCAAAUGUUAACAAGAUAACAAAGAAGUGAACCUUGGUUCAGACUUUCAGGUGUGAGAACGUCCAUAAUGUCAGUGUCAACAGUCUCUUCUUUGAAACCCUGUCUGAAAAAGGUCCUGAAAAUCUUACUCUAUAUGAGGUUUUGUCGUCGAGGCUCCAGUUUCAUGAACGUUUGCCACCUCGCAUUUGUCAAUGCCAUAUAAAUAUUUAUUGUCAGUUUAAAAAUCUUUAGAUGUCAACAGAAUAUAUGUAUAUUCUGCAUCCUGAGUCUUAACUGCUGUGUUGACAUGAUUCUCCAGAACCCUCAGAUUAGCUGUAGUUAUUGUGCUUGACAAAUCACAAAUGUUCAGUAUCAAACAUGUACCAGAUUAACAGUUGCAGCGGCAAACAGCACCUUCGCAGUAUCUAGGACUUUGUGCCAAAAUGUUAGGAAAUGCAUGAAGUGGCAUGAAAAUAAUAUAUAUAUAUAUUAAGAGUUUUAUGAGAUAAGAUGUAAUUUAUAAACUGGGAGGGGAAAGAUAAUGAGCCUAGGUUGAACCUUCGGUAUCUCUGACAUGGGGAAAUGUGUUUGUUGCAAUUUCAUUUUUGGUAAAACGUGCCAUAACUUGUUUUGUUUUUUUAAUUAUCUGUCAUUGAAACAAAACUGUUGUAUCGUACACAAAGAUCAAAUAUCUUACAAAUUCUCUUCUCACUGCAUGAAAUGUUGUCUGUUCCUGAAUUGUCAGAUUUCUUUUUUUUAUGGGAUGUUUUUUGACUUUUUUCUUUUACUAAAGAAAAGGGAAGGAGAGGUUUGCAAUAAGCAGAUUUGUUUACAGUAACUCUUGUUAACUGCCAUAGUAAUUAUACAGCUGUAUUAAAGCAGCAGAGAUGCAGGAUGAUGGACUUUUUGUUUUGUUUUGUACCAUAUGCUGGAUACUGUAUAGAUGCCAUAUGGUCACUUGCAUCAACGGUGGGACUCUCGUGUUGCCAUGUUUUCACCCAUGAGACCUCAACAUCUCUGACCUUCCACCAUUUCUCGUUCCUCUCUCCUUCCCCUUUGCCGUUUCCUCUCCAAUGACUCUUGUCCUCACACACAGAGCCUGACCUUGCUAAUAUCAGGGCUGCAUGUUUUGGGUGUUCAAGUACUUGUGAUUCACUUUUUUUUUAAAGCUGAUUUCUGGAAGUGCUGAUAAGAAGCAUGUUUUUCUGUGUAAAUCAAACAGCUACAACACAAUUAAAAAAUAAUGCUUCUAAGUAAGGAAGGAAUCGUCAAUCCACACAGCUUUGUGACGGACAUUAUCAGUAUUAAAAGAAACAUUAUAUUUCUGUCAGUCCUGCAACAAUAAGCAGCAUUGCCUCAGUUUUAUAGGCUAUUCCUUCGUAUACUGUAAAAUCUCUAUACGUCUCUGACACGUGAGUAUAUCCACUCAUCUGAAUCUAAGUAUUCCUGCCAAACGUCCUCCAACACACAUCUGUCCACCUACAGUUUCUGUGUCGUUCCCUUCUGCAGAAUGAAAAUAACGAAGACUGGCUCCCUCGCUCUGUGUUUUCCUCUGCGUGAGACUGAUAAAAAUACAGAAACCGCUCCAUUGUUGCAAACUGCCCUUAGGCCCCAUAAAUACAAUAACCCACAUACUGCAUGGAUAUAUAGAAUAUGCUGUUAACAUUGAUCCAUCAUAAUAGAUACAACCCUGUUAAUGUGACGUGACAUAAGUCUUUACUCUUUUUCUCUUCUGCUUCCUAUCCCCUCGCCUGGGUUCCUAACAUGGGGUUUUCUCCCCUUCUUUCCUUUAUCUGUUCCCUCAUUUGGAGCUCGUUAAUAGAAAGGAAGGGACUGAUUCAUGGCUGAUAACACGCCAAAGAUUUGCUUCUUAAAAACCUGAGCCAAUUCUGAAUUCUGUGGGUUACAUCCAAUUCUGUUCAGAUUUUCUGUGAUUUAUCACAAACUAAAUCAUUAUUAAUUGAUUUCUGUGAAGUGUGCAGGGUUAGAAUCCUAGAGAUCCUGUUUGAUUAUGUGGAUUUAAAUUAGACAUGUAUCAUUUUAGAAGUCCUGCAUUUUCUCUCCCUCAGUGUUCCUGUCUAAAAUUCUGCUUUAUUGUACAUCGGCUAAUUUGAACAUACAAGGGUCUGGACCGUAAACUUCAAUGCUGAUAUUCUGUGUUUACUUUCAAAAUUGAGCUUCACUUGUAUUCUGAAGGAAUAUGUGUCUUUUCCUCCAGACUUUGAUUACUAUCUGGGUUUUAUUGUUACUUUAAAAAAGUAUUUAUUCCAUCAUACGACUCUAAAACCCAGAGAAAUCUAUAUAAAAUUAUCAGUUGUAUCUGUCUAACCCUAAUUCAACCACCAAACUUGUACUUCUAUCUUAGCAAGGACACUGAUUGGCAUAGUGCAAUCCCAAGCCCCUUACCCUAACCAACACAAAUAAAUACCUAUGCCUAACCCUAACCUUAACCUAUGCUUAAACCUAAUUCUAACCCUAAAAGCAAGACUUAACCCUCAAACAGUCCAUUGAAAGUGCGUCAGAAAGUGAAGACCAGCCAAAAUGUCCCAGGUUCAUGUAUGUACACAGCUGUGAGUCUCACCUUUAACCCUUUUCUGUGUUCAAUCAGAUCUGUACUUUCCAAGCUAUGCUACUACUACACAUGUGGAUCAAUAAAUUAUUUCUCCACCA
Messenger RNA from Hippoglossus stenolepis (Pacific halibut), 5911 nucleotides. It is a transcript of the gene dalrd3, whose product is annotated as DALR anticodon binding domain containing 3. Gene Ontology annotation, biological process: tRNA C3-cytosine methylation; arginyl-tRNA aminoacylation. The record is from RefSeq and is a predicted model, not a curated record. Bases 226 to 1938 code for a protein of 570 amino acids. Gene Ontology annotation, molecular function: arginine-tRNA ligase activity; tRNA binding; ATP binding. The transcript is spliced from 13 exons. NCBI's taxonomy places the organism in Eukaryota, Metazoa, Chordata, Actinopteri, Pleuronectiformes, Pleuronectidae.